AUGCACGAGCGCGAGACGUACGACGCGGCGACGCCGCCGUUCAAAACCCCCGGGGCGUUCCCUUCCAUGCAGAGCCAGAGCUCGUUCGACGUCCACGACGAGAGCUUCGGGGAGUGGAGCGCGACGAAGAAGCACACGCCGACGGACCUUCGCAUGAACGUCGGAUUCGACGCGACGACGCGCGACGGGUUCGCGCGCGCGCACGGGCUCACCCCGGUCGCGACGGGGGAAGACUCCGCGCGGACGUCCCCGGAGGACUCGUCCAAGAGCAGCGGGUACGGACACGGCGGCGGCGUCACGCCGUGCGCGAACCCCGUGUGCACGCCGGACGCCUCCUCGGAGACGACGUCGGGCGCGGGUCCGAACGCGACGUGCUCCCCGGCGGAUCUUCCCGCCGCGCCGCCGCCCGUCGUGGUGUCGCCGUCGAGCACGUUCGCGACGACGCCGGGGCGCGACGACGAAGACCGCGAGAACGACGAGUGCGUCGUCACCACGAAGCGCGCGGACGCGUUCGCGCGGCGACGCCCCCGGGGUCCGGACGGAGGCGGAAACGCGAACGCGACGCCGACGCGCGCGUCGCGCAUGCAGCUUCAGACGGCGGCGGCGGCGGUGGAAGCCGGCUACGACGGCGUGCGACGAAGCGUGAAAACCCCGGAAGGGGACGAGUGGGUCACCACCGAGGACAUCCGAGCGGUCGUGAAGGCGGUCCCGACCGGGGACGUCGCGCGGGCGUACCUCAUGGGCCAGAGGGACGCGAUCGAGGCGGCGUUAUCCGACGCGUUGCCGCGGCGGGAAGUCCUCGGAAAGUUUGAGGAGAAGACGGACGCGUGCGCCGCGGCGGUGGCCGCGUUGACCGCCGAACUUGGUGCGUUACGAUCAUCCGUGCACGCCGUCGACGCGCGGACGGGAUCUCUCGAGAAGAACGUCAGCGCGCUCGCGCACGGCACCGUGCCCUCCCUCGAACGCGCGCACGGAGAGCUCAUCGCGAGAGUGGACGAGAUGGAAUACAAGCAAUCGGGGAAAACCGUGCUCGGCCUGUGCGACGAGCUCGGCGCCGCCGCGGUCCGCGCGUCCAUCAACAACGCGUCGCGCAUCGACCGCAUCGCCGGCGACGUCGCGAAGCGCGUGCUGCACGUCGGACCGGAGGGUGGUGCCGAGGGUGGUGCCACGUCGGACGCCGCCACGUCGGACGCCGCGUUCGACGCGCGUCGCGCCGUCGCCGUCGCCUUCGUCCUCGCCGCGACGGAGCUCGGCUUUCGCGCGCACCGCGCGUCGAUUCGACGCGCCCCGGGGGCGAUCCGCGCCGCCGCGGGGCCGCUCACUCUCGCCGCGAACGUCGCGCGCGUCGGCUUGUGGGCGUCCGCGGGGUGCGUCGCCGUCGCGAAGGGGAAAGAGCGGUGCUACGCCGCCGCGGACGCCGUCGUGACGGCGUGCGAGGGAUCGAAAACGUUUCGACGCGUCGCCGAGUCGGCGCGCGCGGCGGCGGCGGCGACGACUGCGGCGCUGACGACGCUCGGGGCGCGCGCGAGGGCGGCGCUUGAGGAGGGAGAGGGAGAGGGAGAGGGGGAUGGUGAUGGUGUUGGCGAUGCGAACGACGACGGGGGGAAGGAAGGCGGGUUCGGGACGCCCGUCGCGGACGCGUCGAGGUCGCCCGCGGAGGUCAAGAUGCGAUUCUUCGCGUCGUGA
Molecule: messenger RNA, 1686 nt
Organism: Micromonas pusilla CCMP1545
Lineage: Eukaryota; Viridiplantae; Chlorophyta; Mamiellophyceae; Mamiellales; Mamiellaceae
Exons: 2
Coding region: 1-1686 (561 amino acids)
Source: RefSeq, a predicted model, not a curated record